Messenger RNA from Symbiodinium sp. CCMP2592, 1533 nucleotides. NCBI's taxonomy places the organism in Eukaryota, Dinophyceae, Suessiales, Symbiodiniaceae. The record is from the annotation of a GenBank genome assembly.
AUGCCGGAAGCGAAUAGCUUCUUCAAGCUUCGGGAAACUAGUACCCUGGAGUCAUACAGCAAAGCAAUUAGCUACCAUGGGCGACGGCAGCUGUGGAGGACGGCUUUGGAGGCAUUCUGGCAAUUGCCGAAAAUGCGGCUUGAGACAGAUACGGUUGUACAUGGAGCCAUUGCCAAUGCAUGCGGACGGAGCGCAGCAUGGCAUCAUGGUUGGAAAUUGCUGUCAGAGGCUCGAUUUCAUAGCAUGCGAGAGAGCAUAAUCGUUUUCAACGGCACAAUAACUGCUGCUGGGAAGACAUGGCGGCAGGCGCUGCAGUUGCUCACAUGCAUAUCUGACAAGAACGUGCAGGCUGACAUCGUGACCAUCAGCACCACGGUCAGUUCCUGCGGAGCAAGUCAUCACUGGCUGCAAGGGCUGGUUCUGUUCCGAGAUCUUCGGAAGCUGGCGGUUCAAAGAGACAUUGUUGCUGGCAAUGCUGUUCUGAACACUCUGGAUCAGUCCAGGCGCUGGCAACAAUGUGCACAUUCAUUCGCAAAGCUCAGAGCAACAUUCUUACGGCCCAGUGUCAUCUCCCUGAACUCUUUGAUCAGCGCAUCCAGCACUGAAGGCCAUUGGCAAAACACAUUCUGUUGCUUCACACAAGCACCCUCUCUUACACUGCAGCAGGAUGCCUUCAGCCACAGCUCGCUUGUGAGAGCUUGUGAGCUUGCUGGAGAGUGGCAAGUUGCACUUCGCUCGCUCGUGAGCUCCGUGAUCUCUGGUUCAAGCUUGGGUGUGGUACUCUGCAAUGCCGCCGUCAGCAGCUGUGAAAAAUCCGGCCGAUGGGAGUUUGCAGCACGACUGCUCAAAGAGUUUAGGCACACGAGGCAAAGGCCAGAUUCUGUGACUCACAACGCCGAGCUCUGCUCCUAUGGUCGGGGCUCCAAGUGGCAGAAGGCUUUUUCGACACUUUGGGGCCUGAAAUCCAUGACUGCGCAAGCAAACGCCAUUGGCCACAACACUGCCCUCCUUGCGUCCGUUGAAGCCAAGCAGUGGAGAUCUGCGAUUCAGAUCCUCGAAGUCUUCAGGAGGUCAUGUUUGCAAGCCGACAAAAUCUCGCUGAACACUGGCCUAAGUGCCAUGGAAGCUGGACAGAACUGGAAACAGACUCUGGAUUUGUUUGCCUGCGACUUCUCCGUCCGCCUACAGCGUGAUGUCAUUACCUUCAACUCUGUUAUCAACGUCUGUGCUGCUCGGGGAACAUGGUCGAAGGCAGCACAACUCUUGACAGACGCUGUGCAGACUGACAUGGAGAUCAACUUGAUCACAUACAACGGAGCCAUCCGAUCCUGCAGUCAGGCGUCUCGCUGGCAGGCGAGCCUACACUGCUUGGAGAGAUUGAGGCCCAUAAACCCAGACAUGGUGAGCUUCGAAGCUGUGAUUAACUCCUGCGAGACUUGCAGAGAGCUUGAGAUGCAGGGAGCCUUGCUCCACCGCCUCGAGAAAAUUGCAAUCCAAGGAGCGUCGCAGAGAAAAAGCAAGGGAGGGAAUUGA